AUGAAUACCGAGUUUGCUGCCAAAACCAAUGACAGCCUUCCCAACUACAUCAUCGAAACGGAUUGCGGACAACAGUGGCAAGUGGCACUUAAAGUUAUCAAUCAGUCCCUCACGAUAAUGCAAGAAAUUCGAAACCGUGGUUCAGAAGAAUCGCCUAUCCUGAUCUCGGAAAUCAGAGCCGAAGCAAUGGAGAAAGUUCUAGAAUGGUGUCACCGUCAUAAGGAUGAUGCUCCGUUUGUCGCCAACCGGCCGUGCAUCAAACACCACCGGCACAGCAAAGCACGCCCGAUUCCACUUCCAAAAUGGGAUAAGACAUUUUUGGGUGACAUGAAUACGAUUCUCCUUCUUCAAGUGUUGGACGCAACGACUACUUUGAAAAUCCCGAAACUUAUGGAGUACACCUGCCAAAUUGUUGGAAAAUUGGCGAUGAAGAAGACGGCAGAUGAUAUUCGAAAGCUCUUCACUGACGGUGAAGAGGGGAGGGAUCUUACUCAACCAGGACCAUCUCAUUCUCGAAGAAUGUAA
Molecule: messenger RNA, 525 nt
Organism: Caenorhabditis remanei
Lineage: Eukaryota; Metazoa; Nematoda; Chromadorea; Rhabditida; Rhabditidae
Exons: 1
Coding region: 1-525 (174 amino acids)
Biological process (GO): SCF-dependent proteasomal ubiquitin-dependent protein catabolic process
Cellular component (GO): cytoplasm; nucleus
Molecular function (GO): cullin family protein binding
Source: RefSeq, a predicted model, not a curated record